GAGCUCGGAGAUGUGCACGCGAUGGGACUUCUUGGCGAACUGUACCGCGAGGGGUGGGGCGUCAAGCUGGACAAGAAGAAGGCGGAGCGGCUGUAUCGCAUGGGCGCGGCCCGGGGCGACGCGUUCUCGCAGAGCAGUUUAGCGUUUUUACUUGAUUCUCAGGAGGAAUUUGAAGAAGCAUUCCGAUACUACGCGCUCGCGGCGGAUCAAGGCUAUGCCUGUGGAGAGACUUGCCUUGGCUGUUGUUACAGGCGCGGAGAAGGCACAGAAGUCGACCUCGGCAAAGCCAGAUACUGGUUCGCGCGCGCCGCUGCCAAGGGCCACGAGGCAGCUAUAGAGGCCCUCGCGGAACUCGACGCGCGAGGAGGGUUGGGCGUCAAGCUGGACAAGAAGAAGGCGGAGCGGCUGUUUCGAAUGGCCGCGGAUCGGGGCGAAGCGACCGCGCAAAACAAUUUAGGGUCUUUACUUUACUCUGAAGAGAAACAUGAAGAAGCGUUCCGGUACUUCGCGCUCGCGGCGGAUCAAGGCUAUACCUAUGCGGAGAAUAGCCUUGGCUGCUGUUACAUGGACGGAGCAGGCACGGAAGUCGACCUCGGCAAAGCCAGGUACUGGUUCGAGCGCGCCGCUGCCAAGGGCAACGAGCAUGCUAUAGCGAACCUCGCGCGCCUCGACGAGCGAGCUGGAAGUGGCGUCAAGCUGGACAAGAAGAAGGCAGAGCGGCUGUUUCGCAUGGCCGCAGAUCGGGGCUCCGCGGCUGGGCAAAACAGGUUAGGGUUUUUACUUGAUGCUGAGAAGAAAUUUGACGAAGCUUUCCGGUACUACGCGCUCGCGGCGGAUCAAGGCUAUACCCCUGGAGAGUUCAACCUUGGCCUUUGUUACAGCCGCGGAGAAGGCACGGAGGUCGACCUCGGCAAAGCCAAAUACUGGUUCGAGCGCGCCGCUGCCAAGGGCCACGAGGAUGCUAUACACAACCUCGCGCACCUCGACGCGCGAGGACUUGACAAGAAGAAGGCGGAGCGGCUGUAUCGCACGGCCGCAGACCGGGGCGAAGCGUUCGCGCAAAUCAAUUUAGGGAUUCUACUUGUUUCUGAAGAGAGAUUUGAAGAAGCGUUCCGGUACUACGCGCUCGCGGCGGAUCAAGGCCUUACCGUUGGAGAGUUCAACUUUGGCUGCUGUCACAGGGACGGAGAAGGCACGGAAGUCGAACUCGGCAAAGCCAGAUGCUGGUUCGAGCGCGCCGCUGCCAAGGGCGACAAGCGAGCUAUA
Molecule: messenger RNA, 1266 nt
Organism: Aureococcus anophagefferens
Lineage: Eukaryota; Pelagophyceae; Pelagomonadales; Pelagomonadaceae
Exons: 4
Molecular function (GO): protein binding
Source: RefSeq, a predicted model, not a curated record